AUGACGUCCGAAGCUAACCGAGUGGUCGUACCCCAUCCUAAUCAACAAGUGGCUACCAUGGCCUCCCGUCUAAGGGACUUUGCUAGGAUGAACCCUCCUACUUUCUACGGGUCUAUGGUUGAAGAAGACCCCCAAGAGUUCAUUGAUGAAGUCUAUAAGAUACUCUUGGAUAUGGGGUUAUCCAAAAGUGAGAAGGCCGAGUUAGCCACUUAUCAACUCAAGGAUGUGUCUCAAGCAUGUUAUGUCCAAUGGAGGGAUAAUAGGCCAUUAAGAGGCGGUUCGGUGACUUGGGAGAUCUUCAAGAAGGCUUUUCUUGAUUGGUUCUAUCCUAGGGAGAUGAGGGAAUCUAAAGUGGUGGAGUUCAUUAGCCUUCCCCAAGGAGGUAUAAGUGUUCAUGAAUAUUCCUUGAGAUUCACUAAAUUGUCAAAAUAUGCUCCUUCUUUGGUUUCCGAUCAUAGAGAUGAAAUAAUUUGCUUUGUGACGGGGGUGUCGUAUGAUUUGCAAGAGGACUGUCAUUCGGCUAUGCUACAUGAAAAAAUGAACAUUUCUCAACUUGUGGUGCAUGCCAAUCAUGUGAAAGAGGCAAGAGAUAUCAGGAAGAGAUGA
Molecule: messenger RNA, 606 nt
Organism: Solanum lycopersicum (tomato)
Lineage: Eukaryota; Viridiplantae; Streptophyta; Magnoliopsida; Solanales; Solanaceae
Source: RefSeq, a predicted model, not a curated record